AUGUUAAAACGAUAUAAUCCAAGAACUCUUAUCAAUCCAUUCAAAUCUAUCCCCACGACUCGGAGAUUGGAUUGGAGUAGAAAUGUUAGCUCGAUUAGGAAUAUUGAUAUCAAAGAUGAUGAAAUUAGAAUUAUCAAAGUUAAUAGGGAGAGACUUUGGAGGGAAUUGCAUUAUACUUGUCAGUGGGGGAAGGGAGAGAGAUGGGGAGUAGAAGAAACCGACAAAGGAAUGUCCCGUCUCGCUCUAUCCUACGCCGACAAACUAGCUCGAGAUUGGUUUGUCGAAACGAUGAAGGAACUUGGUUGUGAUGUGAAGAUCGAUGCUAUGGAAGAAGGAGCGCGUUUUCCCGUCUCCAUGGUAUCAUCCGGUGUCUGGGCCAACGAUAUACCACUUCUCUCUGCGCACAACCUCCGCGAGAUAAACGGUCCCGCAACCAUGAAAUCAGAAUUAGAAAGAAUCGGAUAUCUCGGUUUAAUCCCCGCGUCGUAUAAAGAAAAUCUAAUCGGUGUACAUUUCGAGCUACACAUCGAACAAGGACCAAUCCUCGAGAAGAGCAAGACCCGUAUCGGAGCUGUAACGGGCGUGCAGGCUUAUCGAUGGCAUACAAUUACGGUGAGAGGAAGUGAUUGUCACACUGGAAUUCUCAAUUUGAAGCCUGGCUCUACUAAUACCGUUCCGGGAUUCGUGCAGUUCUCACUUGAUAUUAGAUGCUCAGAGGACGAGAGACUUUUGGCCUUUGAGAAAGAGCUCAGAAAAGAUUUCGAGUUGAUCGCUGCUGGGGCGCAAAUGGCAACUCUUGGGGCAAGUGGAAAGAAAGGGAAAGGCUGUACGUUGGAUUGGCAAGUAGAUACAGAUUCUCCAGCUACUCACUUCAACAAAGAUUGCAUCAGAUGCGUGGAAGAAAGUGCCGGAGACUUAAUUGAAACGACUUCUACUGCUGAGAAUCAGCCAGGAGCCGUUUCAAACACUUAUAUGAGAAUGGUAUCAGGCGCUGGACAUGAUAGGUCAGAAUAUCAAUCAGAUGAUAAGGGCUUUGCUGAAUAA
Sclerotinia sclerotiorum 1980 UF-70 is the source of this 1044-nucleotide messenger RNA. RefSeq lists its product as hypothetical. The transcript has 4 exons. The coding region runs from base 1 to 1044 and encodes 347 amino acids. The record is from RefSeq and is a predicted model, not a curated record. NCBI's taxonomy places the organism in Eukaryota, Fungi, Ascomycota, Leotiomycetes, Helotiales, Sclerotiniaceae. Gene Ontology annotation, molecular function: hydrolase activity, acting on carbon-nitrogen (but not peptide) bonds, in linear amidines.